Molecule: messenger RNA, 4199 nt
Organism: Vombatus ursinus (common wombat)
Lineage: Eukaryota; Metazoa; Chordata; Mammalia; Diprotodontia; Vombatidae
Gene: SUN2
Product: Sad1 and UNC84 domain containing 2
Exons: 18
Coding region: 183-2381 (732 amino acids)
Biological process (GO): nuclear envelope organization
Cellular component (GO): nuclear envelope; meiotic nuclear membrane microtubule tethering complex
Molecular function (GO): protein-membrane adaptor activity
Source: RefSeq, a predicted model, not a curated record
UGCAUCUUUUCUCAGAGGAGGAAGCGGUCUUCACACCCAUUUCACAGAUAGGGCAACACUGAGGCCACGGUCAGCUCUUGGGACUGGAACCUAGAGGUUCUUGACUCUCUGUGCCCCACGGCUGAGUGUCCCUCAAAGGAGGCAAGGAAUUUCUAGAAUUUCUAGAGUGAAGGACUCAGAGGAUGUCUCGACGCAGUCAGCGCCUCAGCCGUCAUUACCAGCUUGAUGAUGAUGGAGGCAGCAGCAGCAGCAGCAGUGGAGGGAGUUCCCUGGCGGCUGGCCAGCACACCGCCUUCAAGGACAGUCCCCUCAGGGCUCUGCGGAGGAAAUCCAGCAGUGUGAAGCGUCUCUCGCCUGCACCUCACCUGGGCCCUGCUUCCAGUCCUCACACCACCUACUACAGUGAAUCAGUUGUCAGCGAGUCGUAUGUUGGGGGCCCCCGGGCCGCCUCGAUGGCCAGAAGCUUGGUCCUGGAAGAUCAGCUGGACAGCAAUUCCUACUGGAGUGAGCGUGGUGGGGACCUGUUGGUAAGGACGAGGAGAAGCACAGGAGGCCCGGAGAGUCACGACAUUAACGGACUGAAUGAGGGCAAAGUCACCUAUGACGCCUAUGGAUCCUCCUCAGGAUACUCCUCGGAGGAUGACUACGCAGGGCACGCACUUAUGGACCAGCCUGGCUCGGCAUCCACAUUAAGGAAUGCUGCCUCCCAAGUUGGCGCUUUCUUGUGGAUGGCGAUCACCUUUCCAGGUUGGCUCUUUGGCCUGUUCUACUGGUGGCUCGGCACCACCUGGUACCGCCUGACCACAGCUGCCUCCCUGCUGGACGUCUUUGUCUUAACCAGGAGCUUUUCGACGCUGAAGAAGUUGCUUCUGUUUCUCUUGAUGCUGUUGUUUCUGGCUUCGCUGGCUUAUGGUGCUUGGUAUUUCUACCCCUAUGGACUACAGACCUUCCACCCUGCUAUGCUCUCCUGGUGGGCAGCAAAGGGCAGCAGCAGGAGAGAGGAGGUGUGGGAAUCGGGAGAAUCCACACCGUAUUUCCAGGCCGAACAGCGUAUCCUAUCAAGGGUUCAUGCUCUGGAAAGGCAGCUGGAGACUCUGGCUUCCGAAUACUCUGCCCAUUGGCAGAAGGAGGCCAUGCGGCUGGAGCGCCUGGAGCUACGACAAGGGGCCGGGGGGACUGGAGGUGGGAAAGGCCUGAGUCACGAGGACACUCUGACCCUGCUGGAGGGCCUGGUGAGCCGACGGGAAGCCACCCUGAAAGAGGACGUCCACAGAGACAUCACUGCCCACAUCCAGGAAGCGCUCACCACCCUCAGGGCAGAGCAUCAGCAAGGUUUGGACAGCGUCCUGAAGAAGAUUACUCGGGCAUCCCAGGACCUGGAAAGCUGGGUGCUCCAGCUCAAGUCUGAGUGGCAGAGUUUGGCCCAAGAAGCCCUCCAGGAAAACAUGCUAAAGGAGUUGGGCCCUUUGGAGGCCCAGCUGGCUGGCCUGAGGCAGGAGCUGGCGGCCUUGAGCCAGAGACAGGCAGCAAUGGCGGAGCAAGUAGACCUUUGGCCACAGAAGAUGGCGGCCCUGCGCAGUGACGUGGAGUCUCAGUUCCCAGCCUGGAUCAGUCAGUUCCUUCUUCGAGACAAGGGCGCUCAGGCCGGGCUCCUUCAGCUGGAGGAGGUGCAGGCCCAGCUCCGAGACCUGGAGCACAGAAUCCUCACUCACGUGGCAGAGGAGCAGGCCAGGUCCACCAGCGAAGCUGCCGCCAGCCUGAGGCUGACCCUUCGCAAGGAGGGAGUGACAGGGGUGACCGAGGAGGAAGUGCACCAGAUCGUGCAGCAGGCGCUGACGCGCUACAGUGAAGACCGCAUCGGGCUGGUGGAUUACGCCCUGGAGUCCUCAGGGGCUAGCAUCAUCAGUACCCGCUGCUCGGAGACCUAUGACACCAAGACGGCCCUUCUCAGUCUGUUUGGCAUCCCCCUGUGGUACUAUUCACAGUCCCCGAGAGCCAUCCUCCAGCCAGACGUCUACCCUGGCAACUGCUGGGCAUUCCGGGGCCCCCAGGGCUUUGCAGUGAUUCGCCUGUCUGCCCGCAUCCACCUCACUGCCGUCACCUUGGAGCAUGUGCCCAAAGCCCUGUCUCCCAUCAGCAACAUCCCCAGCGCCCCCAAGGACUUUGUCAUCUUGGGGCUAAAGGAAGAGUCCCAGUCGGAGGGGCUGGCCCUCGGGCAGUUCACCUACGAUAAUGCUGGGGAGUCCAUUCAGACCUUCCACUUUCAGGGCAACAACACAGCCCCAUACCAGGUGGUAGAGCUCCGCAUCUUGAGCAACUGGGGUCACCCUGAGUAUACCUGCAUUUACCGCUUCCGGGUCCAUGGGAAGCCUGCCAAUUAGCCCUUCCCCCCAGGUCCCUUCACCCCUUCCCCCUUCAGCCACCUCCCCUCCACCAGCAAGCAGCUCCACUACCUUCUCCCCUCUCACCUAUGCUUAAUCCCUUCUGGGCACUAUGGCUUCUGGGAGAGAGACAGAACAUGGAAGCCCACCUCCGUGGAGCGGUCCUGGCCCGCUGGGCUCUAUGAUAUGGAGACCACCAGCUGAGCAAUUUCUGUUUCACUCCCAAUCCUCCUGAGGGUCAAGUGGCCCAGUUCCCUGCAGGCCCUGCCCACCCCCCAGAGGUGUAUAUAUAGCUAUGUAUUAUAUGUUGGGGGUGUGGGGAGGGCCUUGCUAUGCUCAGCAAAAGUCCAACAGAACCACGGCUAAUGCCACCUUGGCUCUAGGGCAAGGAAUUGGGUGUAUUCAGGGCAUGACAAACUGGGCAACUGCAAAGGCCAGUCUGUCAUGGGCAUGCAGGUGGCUGAUGCCCCUGUCCAUGGUACCUUGCUUGGUUCUCUUCACCACUGGACAUGAUGGAGGCAGUCUUUGGAAUCAGAAGCACCUGGGACCGACCACAAGUCCCUGAGCUUUUUGUUCUGACAAGGCCAACAACCUCGAUUUGGGGGAAGUUCUGGCCUGAGGAUCACCUGGAGUGGCCUUUAGAAACUGUUACGUGGGGGUGUAGCCAUGGCUGGGAGGCCCCUUCUACCCACUGGGACUUAAUUUAGAGAGGAGUGGAGGGUUUCUGGUGUGUGAGAAAGGCAGUAUUAGACACAGCAUUAAUCACAGUUUAGAUAAUGCUGAAAGGGAGGAGGGCCCAGAGUGCAGCCAGGGGCCGUGGGGAGAGGGCCUUCCCUUAUGUUAUUGGUAACAGGUUUUUCCUCCCUGCCCUCACGGACCCAGAGGCCCUACUUCUCCACUCUAGCCAUGCCUGCAUCCACCUCCUCACCUGGAGCUCAGUCACUGUGGGCUCUCCUUUGGACCCACCAGCUCAUGCGGUUGUGGGUAUGAUGGGCAGGAGACUGGCCAGGAUCCUGAUGAGAAAGGCCCUUCCCUGGCCCUGUGUAGGGUUGGCAUUGAGCCAAUGUUGCCCUCUCUCCCUGGGGGGGACUUGCCCUGCCCCAGGCACUUUUGCAGGGAAACGGGACAUCAUAGCUCAUCAGGGUCUUGCUCUGGGCUCUGAUUUUAGUUCCCUUCUGGCUUGGUUAGCACAUGAGCAGGUGUUAAGUUUAUUGGGAUAGGGUUGGAGGGGAGCUUGUUGGAGUUAAGGCUGGGAUGGGAGGGGGAGGGCAAAUUCUUGGCCCUGCGGGCCAAUUGUAUUAUGUAUAUAGAUAUAUAUUUAUAUUUAUACAUAGAUAUAUUUCAUGGUUCUUUUUUAUCAGAUAGAAAAGGUAAGGGCUUCAUUCCUGGCUGCCUCCCCUGGGGCCCAGGGUGAUAUUCACUCCAGCCCCAGCUUGGGGGGGGUGGGCUGUCAAGCACUGAUCCCCACAGUGGCAUCGCCAUCCUUUCUGCCUCUUGCCGUCAGGAGGGAAGGCAGGGGUUCACACCAUGGGGCUGGCCACUGGUUCCCGAAGCCAGCAGGGGUGCCCACUCUUCUGCAGGUUUCAGGGGCCAGCAGCAGUUGGUGUGGGGUUGACCCCAGCUUCCCCUCAGCCCAGCCUGCUCCCGCUGCUUUUGUCCCCUCCCCGGGAAGCUGGCAUCUGAGCAGCCCCACAUAGGAACCUACAGAUGGGGGCUCAGCUCUUCCCCAUCACAAAGACUACUGUUUAAUUCUUUAGUUUUAUUUUUUAAUCGACAGAUUCUAAUUUAUGCCUAUGCAAAAAUAAAUUUGCUCUUGGA